Molecule: messenger RNA, 1502 nt
Organism: Orbicella faveolata
Lineage: Eukaryota; Metazoa; Cnidaria; Anthozoa; Scleractinia; Merulinidae
Product: protein unc-79 homolog
Molecular function (GO): protein binding
Source: RefSeq, a predicted model, not a curated record
CAGCUGAGUCGCCAUUGAGGAAGCCAUUCAAAUGCUAGUCAUUGACAUCACUCCUUUGAAUUCCCGCCCAUUUUGCCCAAUCAGAAGUUGUUUAAGAUUUUCCCCGCUGGUACGCCCUAGGAGCGAUCGUUUGAUUCUACAAACGGGCCCUUUUGCAGCUGGGAUCACGUCACUUACUUGCUCGAAACUUACGUGGUACUAAACAACACCAGAAAAUAGAAUUCAACAAACUGACAGUUUUGAGAUCACCGAAGUUUAAGACGCUUUAACUUUCGGUUCAGUAACUUUCAUCUUGAAACAUUUGAUUGUUUCCUACAACAGGCGUCAAGAACUGUUGGAUUGCGUGACACACAUGCGUUUGCUGGCGUGGUUACUUCACGGGUCACUGUCACACUUCGUACAUUGUCAGAAUCCUCAUGUAAACUGUCACCCGGUCAAGUUUGAGGAGAACACGCAUAUUGCAGACUACGUGCUUAUAAUUCUCUUCAGCUUUGCAGAACAGCUCAAGGAGCCUUUGAGUAAAUCGGCCCUUUAUCACGCGUUCAAUGUUUGUGAGCUGUGGACGCUGUACUGUGAUCAAACCAAGAGUCCUGGAGAAUCUUCCACGCAUGCGUCGUCGAUUGUCAUGGAGUUCUGGGGCAAGGUCACACCCGGCAUACUCCACCUGCUGACUCAAGCUAAGGAGUUAACACAGAAUGUGAGUCAUCAUUUCUUGAACUUGCUGGAAGCUCUUCAGGAGUGCAAUUCCACUCCUCUACCCAAGCUGUAUCCGAUGUGGUAUCCCAUUCUGACUUACUGCUUCUCACAGAGGCUUUCAGAUGCUGCGCAUGCGCGUUUGCGCAAAGCACAGUCUCGGAAAAAGAUCAACAAAAACACCAAGUCGGCCUUGGCCAAAUGGCUUAAACAACUGCAGUUCAAGAUGGCGCUGGCCGAACAGUCACCUGACAGCUCUUUGUUCCACAACAUUUAAAGACGCCGCAGAUCUCCAAGAACCAAAAGUUUGGUUGAUCUGUUUACGGCGCCCUUUGGCCUUUUGUCAAUUAUAAAAAAGAAAAAAUACGGAAUGCUAUCAGAUGAAAAAAAAAACGAAUCUGUUAUGAGGAUGAGGUGGUUUCCGACAGGCCCUAGGGUGUGGGGAUCGAUAGUCGCGCCAUGUUUUGGCGUUGCCAUGGGUGAUAACCAAUAUCGACACCAGAGAACCAGUCUGUUGCUGACGUUGGAGUAAAGAAAUGAAAAGACCCCGCGGAAAAGACCCUUGUUCCAGCUCAAGUAUUUGUCGAGAAAAAGAAUAACGCCAUGUACAGUCUGGACAUUCAGUUAAAUCUUAGAAGAACAGUUAUAUUAGCACGUGCUAAAUUAGGAUGUAUAGUAGAUUUACAUAAUUGAUUUUUCCAUCACAUGCAGUUUAAGCAAUUUCAGCUGAAAUAGGCGCAGCGUUGUAUGAAAAUCCGUGAGAACUACUUCGACGGCUGUGAAAAACACGAUUAAAACUGGUGAUUGUA